AUGGCUGCACAACAACAAGAACUAGAUGAGAAGAACCCAUUCUAUGAGUUAGUUGUUAUUUGUAGUACUUCUGGUCAAUUUGACCAAACCGUCAAUUCGUUCAAAGAUAUUAUAAAAAAGUCUAAGUUAGUAUGUAUAAAAGACUCUGAGUUGUUAGAUUGGAUAAAGAAGUACCAAAGAAGAGUUUUGAAGUACAAUGCUAUAAAUGAGUAUGUCAAUUCGAAGUUUAAAGACCCAAAUGAGGAAAUGCAGAGAAUAUUAGAGAAGAAACACUUCAGAAACAAACAGAAAGAGAUAGAAUACAUUUCGAAGAAAUUGCAAUCUUACGAUUGGAAGACUUACCCUCACAGAUGUCUUCUUAUCUUAGAUGACUUUGCAUCUCAUCCUUUGUUAAAGAAUAGAGAACAAGACAUGUGUCGAAUUCUUAAGAAGCUCAGACACUUUAACAUUUCAGUUGUCAUUUGUGUACAGACAGCAAAGAGUUUAAGUAAGGAUGUAAAGAGAAUACUUACUGACAUUGUACUUUUCCCCGGAUUGUCCGAAGACGAUUUCAUGGAACUUAUGAAAGAGUCCAUGGCAGGUAAGUUUGACAGACAUGAACUUUGGGAGAAGUACAAAGUCAUACAAGACCCUCAUACUUCUUUCAGAAUUCAUAUCUACGCAAACAAAGUUCAAAUUGUAAAAAGUCAAGCUUGA
This is a messenger RNA of Trichomonas vaginalis G3, 696 nucleotides long. RefSeq names its product protein of unknown function, DUF4106 family. The coding region runs from base 1 to 696 and encodes 231 amino acids. NCBI's taxonomy places the organism in Eukaryota, Parabasalia, Trichomonadida, Trichomonadidae. The record is from RefSeq and is a predicted model, not a curated record. The transcript has a single exon.